AUGCAGCACCUCAGGGACCAAGGGGUUUCCACACCCACUGAUGCCAAUAAGAGCACCAUUCCCCAUGUGCCCCAGGUAACACGUCCAUGCUCGCCACUGGGAGAGGACGUGGCAUCCAUGGAUCAGUUGAACUCGGAGGAGUUUCACUCGCUUCUGGAUGCAACCAUGACCAAAUCGGUCACCCAAGCCAUAGUCACGGCUAUGGGGGCGAUGUCUGAAACCCUGACACAGUCCAUUAGUAACGCCAUACUGGCGUCUAACACCAACCCUAGCGGCCUCCGCCCCAAAGCCCAACCUGACAAGCCUGCGCCCCUCAGCGGCCGUAAGGCUACGGAGAAGACCCACCAUACGGGCAAACACACCUCCAAAACCAGCACGACGGACAGGACACGCCCUGUCACUACUGAGGACGUGGGGCCCCCAUGCAAAAGAGCCACCCACCGGGCAAAAACGGUGAGGACGUGGAAAUGGGCAAAAGCCCAAACAGAGACAUCCGACUCUGGUUCGGACAUAGGGAGGUAAUGAGUGAGUCCGAGGAUAUCGGCUCUUUGGAAUCAGGAAACUCUUCCCCUGAGCGCAGCCGGGCAGUCACACCGACUAUGGGAAAAGCGCUCACGGAUGA
Pelobates cultripes (western spadefoot toad) is the source of this 622-nucleotide messenger RNA. The record is from the annotation of a GenBank genome assembly. Lineage: Eukaryota; Metazoa; Chordata; Amphibia; Anura; Pelobatidae.